AUGGUGGCCAUCGCCACGGAGUGCCGCGACCCCGCGCACGCCGGUGUCCACCGGCGCGGCUUCCCCAGCGCUGCCUCCUCCCUCCGGCAUCAAACUGUACCAUUUGUAGAUCUUUUUGCAGCACCUGCACAGGUUGUUCCAGUUCCAGCAACCAGUUCCAUGCAGCCAGCAAGUUCACUUGGUACUCCACAGAGUACACAGCCUGAACCACAGGCUAUAUCCAUUGACUCUGGAACUUCAUCGAUCACCAACAGCACGCUCGCAGGAAACUGUUUGGAAAAGACACUAUCGCUGAAAGGAAACCACAGAGGAUCAAAAUUGGAAUGCAGAAGGAAGGAUGUGAUCUAG
This is a messenger RNA of Miscanthus lutarioriparius, 348 nucleotides long. NCBI's taxonomy places the organism in Eukaryota, Viridiplantae, Streptophyta, Magnoliopsida, Poales, Poaceae. The record is from the annotation of a GenBank genome assembly.